Molecule: messenger RNA, 1107 nt
Organism: Penicillium nucicola
Lineage: Eukaryota; Fungi; Ascomycota; Eurotiomycetes; Eurotiales; Aspergillaceae
Product: Gfo/Idh/MocA family protein
Exons: 1
Coding region: 1-1107 (368 amino acids)
Molecular function (GO): nucleotide binding
Source: RefSeq, a predicted model, not a curated record
AUGCCAGAAGUCAAAGUCAUCCUGCUGGGCACAAGCCAUCCACACAUCUUCCACCGCUAUAAAUAUCUCCAGCAAGCCACUAAUAUCACCCUCCUUGGCUACUACGACAUCGACGUGGAGGUCGCAGAACGCAUGCAAGAACACGCAGGAUGCUCACGGUACAGCAACCUAGACAUGCUUCUGGCGCUUCCGUACGAUGUAGCCUUGAUUCACGGCCGCGAUUGCGACAAUACAAACUACAUCCGGCUGGCUCUGGACAGCGGAGCAAGGGGAAUAUUCCUCGAAAAGCCUGGCGUCGCCCAGCCGUCGGAAUUCUACCCGCUCGCGGCAGAGAUUCGCCAACGUGGAAGCACAGUCAUCUUCGAAGUUGGCUGGGAGCUACAUUACCUUGAAACUGUGACAUUUGCACGACGCAUUAUCCAGGAAUCGCUGCUAGGGACGAUCACCAUGGCUCGGUUCCACGGUGGAUGUCCGGGGGGCGCGGGAGCUGAACCGUGGCAAUCGGAUCCACGGAAUCUCGGUGGCUUCUUCUAUAGUCUUGGGGGACACGUCGUGGAAAUUGUGGUUGAUCUUUUCGGUUUGCCAACGCAAGUCGUGAGUUCAAUUAGAAAGCUGCCUGCACAGCCACCGCACCGGGGCUUCUCGUGGGUGCCGGGCCUAUUCGACCAGCGGGAAUUGAAUCCGUGCCAUGCCAUUGGGACGCUGGUGCAUGAGGACAUUGCAUCGGCGAUUCUGGAAUAUGAGAAUUUCAAUGUACAUUUAGAUUUCACAGCAUGGGAGGGGAGUCGGUAUUUGAAAGAUUGGACUGUGGAGAUCUACGGCGUAAAAGGGUCUUUACGAUUGAAUGUUGACGGUCCAACGAGUUGUCUGCUACUGAAGGAGAAGCAGGAAGGCUGGGAAUCAGGUAGAAAUGAUCUUUUCUCCGAAGGAGAAGUGAGUUUGGCGGCUGCAUUUGAGAAGCAGAUGAAUUGCUUCUUUCGAAGAGUUGAGGGUGUCCAAAUGGACGGGGAAGGUUGCGAUGAGGCCAUGGCGCUGAAGUUGCUACAGCUCUACAAUGCUUUGUAUGAGUCUGCUCGGAGUCGACAGUGGGUAUCAAUGGAGGGAUGA